Ipomoea triloba (trilobed morning glory) is the source of this 880-nucleotide messenger RNA. Its product is annotated as heavy metal-associated isoprenylated plant protein 39. NCBI's taxonomy places the organism in Eukaryota, Viridiplantae, Streptophyta, Magnoliopsida, Solanales, Convolvulaceae. Bases 165 to 635 code for a protein of 156 amino acids. The transcript has 3 exons. The record is from RefSeq and is a predicted model, not a curated record. Gene Ontology annotation, molecular function: metal ion binding.
UUCAUAUUCUUCCCUAUUGUGAUUCAAAAGCUGGAGCCACCUUUGAAACCUGCUCUCUCCCUCCCACCCACCUCCUUCUCUCUCUCUUUCUCUUUCAAAUAUUUCUGUGUUUUCUCCUUGCUGAUUCCAUUUUCAAGUCUGCUAAUUCCAACAGCCCACACAUAAUGAAGAAGUUUGUUCUGAGAUUGGAGCUAUCAGACUCCAACGACAAACGCAAGGCACUGAAGACCAUAGCUGCUCUUCCAGGAAUAGAUGAAAUUGCCAUGGACAUGAACAGUAAGCAAGUAACAGUGAUUGGAAACGUUGAUCCAGUGACUGUAGUGAGCAAACUGCGCAAGCAUUGGACAACAGGCAUCAUCUCUGUAGGGCCAGCAAAAGAGCCAGAGAAGAAAGAGGAGCCAAAGAAGGAAGAGCCUAAGAAAGAGGAGGAGAAGAAAGAGGAACCACCUAAGGAGGAAGGAAAGAAAGAGGGGGAAGCAAAGAAAGAAGAAGGAAAGAAAGAUGAUGAGAAGAAGGAGCCAGUUGUAAUAAUGCCAUACUACAGGCAAUACUAUUACCCCCCAGUGAACUCAUACUACAAUUAUGCUCACCACCACAGCAUUGAAGAGAAUCCCAAUGCAUGUGUCAUCUGUUAAAUCCGGCCCGGAAAUAAAAAAGGAAAAAUGAUAAGUGUACUCCUAUAUAGUAAAAUUUCCCCGUAAAAAAAAAAACCUUUCUAUAAUCCCCUAUCCUUGGUCUUAAGUUUUUUAUAGUAGCCAAGAAACUGAAUCACCAUGUGUACAGCUGUUGAUCAUCAUAUUCUAUUUGUCUAUUCAGAAUCAAGUACUGUAUGUUGUGCAGAGAACCAAAUAAACAAAAUUUUUGAGAUCAGCUUUAGUUA